This is a messenger RNA of Chrysoperla carnea, 853 nucleotides long. RefSeq lists its product as uncharacterized. NCBI's taxonomy places the organism in Eukaryota, Metazoa, Arthropoda, Insecta, Neuroptera, Chrysopidae. The record is from RefSeq and is a predicted model, not a curated record. The coding region runs from base 70 to 723 and encodes 217 amino acids. The transcript is spliced from 2 exons.
AAAAUUUUUUUUAAGUGAUUUUUCGAAUUGUUGUGAAAUUUUUUACUUUUGUGAGAUAAAACGUCGAAAAUGUAUUUUUCAACAGCAAAUAUCUUAAGGUUUAUUUGCCUAAGUUGCAUCAUGACAACAAUAUUAGCAUUACCAAAACCAAAAUCACUAAGUAAUGCUGAAGUACUAUCAAAACUUGGCUUAAAACGAUUACGUGUCUCACCGAGUCAUCAUCGAAAACGUCUGGCUGUAGAAUCACGACAUCAUCAAAGCUCUGACGAUUCCCAUAUGUAUGUUGUAAAACUACCACCAAAUCCAUACUACUAUGUCAAUCAUAAUCCAAAUGCCGUUAGUGACACAGCUGAAUCUGGUAAAAAUGUUCCAGUCGGUUUUAAAUCCAAUGGUAAACCUGGUAAAAUCUACCACUGGAAUAUACCAGUGUUGAAGAAAAUUGUUACAUCACAAAGUAGUCGAUCACGAUUGGACGAUAGUUCAGUGCAUAAAUUGAAAAAAUUACCAAUGAAAGAUUAUGAAAAAUUCGCUAAUGAAGUUCAUGAUAAAAUUACAAAUGUAAAUCGUAAAUAUCAAAAAUCACCAACAUAUUAUGCACCAGAAAGCGCAACCAAAUCCAAGAAAGGUUCAUUCCGGAAAUAUUUCGCUGGUAAUGGUAAACCAAAAUCAUUUUAUGUGAUUGAAAAAAGUAAAAAACCACAUUAUCAUCGAUUAUUUCCAUGAAAAUUAAAUAUUUUUAAAAAAAAGUUUUAAUUUUUUUUUUUUUGAGUGAAUGAAACAGACAUUUUUUUGUAAUUAUAAGUAGAAAUUUAUGAGAAAAACCCACAAAAUCACAUAUCAUCAAAAACCACAA